This is a messenger RNA of Leptomonas pyrrhocoris, 507 nucleotides long. RefSeq names its product 40S ribosomal protein S19-like protein. The transcript has a single exon. Gene Ontology annotation, cellular component: cytosolic small ribosomal subunit; ribosome. The record is from RefSeq and is a predicted model, not a curated record. Gene Ontology annotation, molecular function: RNA binding; structural constituent of ribosome. Gene Ontology annotation, biological process: translation; ribosomal small subunit assembly. Bases 22 to 507 code for a protein of 161 amino acids. NCBI's taxonomy places the organism in Eukaryota, Euglenozoa, Kinetoplastea, Trypanosomatida, Trypanosomatidae.
AGCACAGCUUAGUAUCCAAACAUGGUUGCUCCGAAGAACAAGAUCCGCCGCAUCGGCAAGAAGAAGGGCGCGACGCUGAAGGACGUCAGCGCGUGGCGCUGGAUCAAGACGGCCGCCCGCCACUUCAAGCAGGAGGGCAAGAUCUUCGUGCCGAACUGCACGGAGAUCAUGAAGAGCUCCCACGGCCGCGAGCGUGCCCCGCAGAACCCGGACUGGUACUACAUCCGCUGCGCCGCCGUGCUGCGCGCCAUCUACCUGCGCCCCGGCGUGGGCUACGGCGGCCUCAGCAAGCGCUUCGGUAACAAGAAGAACUACGGCAGCCGCCCGGAGCACGCCGUGACCUCCUCGAAGGGUCCCCUUCACUGGGCCUGCAAGUCGCUGACGAAGCUCGGCCUUGUGGAGCCCGGUGCGCAGUCCGGCCAGCGCCUGACCCGCAAGGGCCACAAGUUCGCCGACUCCCUCGCCUUCCAGGUGCAGAUCCGCAAGUUCGGCCAGUCCAAGGCGUAA